This is a messenger RNA of Hepatospora eriocheir, 225 nucleotides long. NCBI's taxonomy places the organism in Eukaryota, Fungi, Microsporidia, Hepatosporidae. The record is from the annotation of a GenBank genome assembly.
AUGUUUAUGAUUUAUAAAUAUGAUAAUUUUCAAACUUUAGAGGAUAAUGAGAAAAGAGAAAUUAAAAGAUUAAGCAAUAAAGUUUAUUAUUUGUAUGUAACAGUAGCUAAACGAUUAGAUUUCAUAGAGUUUGGAAAUAAGAGUGAAAAAUUAGACAAAAUUAAAGAAUUGAUAAAAAAAUUUUCAAAGAGCAGUUCUAAGACAAACUAUAAACAUAAUAGUUAA